UCUAUCACUCAAAUCAAAUGAUCCAAUUUUGAAUAGGCAAGUUGUGAUCACUUUUUUGGUAUUUUUAUUCCUCAACUAGUAAUAAUAAAUAUAGUAGAAGGCAUGGCAGGUUAAUAGGGUGUGUCGUGAGGUCCUUCGAUCGGUAUAACCGGUUACCGAAUACCCGGUUAACGGUGUACUGAAAUUGUCAAAGUGGCAGCCGUUUACCGAUACUGGUUGCUAUCCAGUUACCGACUAGCCGGUUAACGGUUAGUAGCUGCAUACCCGUUAGCAACCGAUAAAGCAAAGUCUUUCUGCGCACGAGCAGUAGCAUCGACGAAUUGCCGGAACGCCUCCCUAUUGCGAUGGCGAUGGUCGGAUUGAGGGUGGAGAAGGCAUCGCUCACUACGCCUACGUCGUCGUCAUUGCCGUCAUACACGCAACAUCUUUACCGGCGACGUCCUGGGGUGGCUUCAGAUCCAGAAUAGAGUGGGAGAUAGAGGAGUCGCGAGAUAGAGAUUGCAUGGCGCCAGCUGUCGGAUCUGGAAUCGAGAGGGAGUGCGAGCGUCGGAUCUGGAAUGGAGAGGGAGAUUGCAUGCGUCGGAUCUGGAAUGGAGAUGGAGGAGAGCCAGGACGAGGGAGACUGUAUGUCGCCGGAUCUAGAAUCGAGGGGGAGGUAGAGUCACCGCGUGAUGAAGAUUGGAUGGCGCCGGCUUCGGAAUCGAAAAUUGCUUUCUGGGUCCUCCAUAACGCCGACGACGACUGAGGAGAAGAGAACGGCCAUGGCUGGACGACUCAAAUCUCAUCGUGUGAUUUUUAUUUCUGGAAUUCAGAGGGAAUCGAGAGAAAUGGAUCGAGAUGAAGGGGUUUUGUUUCUGGAAUUCAGAGGGAAUUGGCCAAUUGAGAGGGAGUUAGUAACGGGGUGAGAGAGAGAGGAUUGGGCAAAGUGGGGAGGGUAAUCGGUAUACUCGGUAUUACCGAAUAUCGUCGGGUUUUAACCGGGCAUGGGUCGGUAUACCGACAACUGGAUUUUGUCCACCGUAUAUCGAUACCGUCGGUUAACGGUUAACCGGUAACUGCCAGUUAUCAGUUCGGUAACCGGUUAAACCGUUAACCGGAUACCCGAUUACCAGCCCUAUAUAUGAGCUAAGAUCGACUAGAUUAUGGACUUCUAAACUUGAAUAAUCGUACAAAACUCUAUGUAUCUAAAGGUUUUUGUUAACCUUUGGCCAAGUGAGGGUCUUAUGACCCCUCUCCUUGACACUUCCCUCCGCCGCUGCGUGACAUGUAUCCCAACCAACUUGAUUCAUUGUUGCAUAUGAUUAAAUAUUGUACAUGAGUGUGAUGGUCCUCGUUCUUCCAAAUCAUGAAAUUAAAUGUUUGAUGGAAUCAUGGUCAUUACACUCGUCUUUAUCACAAAAAGGAAGGUUCUCCUGAUGUUUCAUUGAAGAUUGGAUAUCCUCAACUCUUGGUCGAGAAUAGUAAUUCAUGAUUCUUACUUGUGGUGGUGACUCUUGACCACCAAAAAUGCCUAUAACAUUCACACAUGUCAUAGCUACACAUAUUUAGCAAACAACCGUAAAAUGCAAAAGAGGAUAAAACGCAAACCAACAAUAAAAACAAAAAGUGCAAGAAAGUAAAUGUUUAAGAUAGCAACCACCUAUUUUCACAAUGAUCCAAUUGGUGCCUGCCAGCGGCGCUAAAAAUUUUAUUUGCUAACCAAGUGAUAAAAUUCGACUGUCAACUUUUCUAACUACCCCAACCUAGGACAACUGCACUCUUAGGUAGGCGAAGUAGUAUAGAGGCGACCCUAGAGGUAGAUAGGUUGGCGAAGUAGUAUCGAAUCUAUCACUACUUCAAAACUUCACUACUAUCUAAUCGACCGAUACGUUGGUAGAAUGUGUUACACAUAGGAACUAAGUACUAACGCAAUAGAGAUGAGGUAGAAUGUGUUACACAUAGGAACUAAGUACUAACGCAAUAGAGAUGAGGUACUUGGCAUAGCCGCAUAGGUAUCCCUCUAACACUAAAUGCAAUUGAGUGAAAGGAGCCUUCAUUUACUUCACUAAUCAUUUUAUGAUGCAAGAAUCUUCUAGUUUAGUGCCUAAGUCAAUAAUCAUGCAUUUUAGAUACACAUCUAGAUCUAGGUCACUUUUUGGCUUAGUAAUCAUGAAACCAACAAAUCGCUAGAGCUCGAGACUUAAAUACUAAAUAGACAACCUCAUG
Messenger RNA from Linum trigynum, 2205 nucleotides. NCBI's taxonomy places the organism in Eukaryota, Viridiplantae, Streptophyta, Magnoliopsida, Malpighiales, Linaceae. The record is from the annotation of a GenBank genome assembly.